AUGAGAACCGCACAGUCCACCGGGGCGACACGGAAAGAGGAGAACCCGUUUUCGUUCCGGCAUUUCCUGAAGCGCGACCUGUCGCUGCCGGGCACCUCGACCUACGAGAGCACGGGCGCCCGGCCCAAGGUGUACGCCAGCACCGUGCAGCACUCGCCCACGCGGCCCGACGCCGCGCGCGACCCCCAAGCCAAAGAGAAGAGCGCGGAGCCCCGCGCCUGUGAUAGCACGUCUUCGAAUCACCCCGGAGAGGUGUCGCAUAGUGUAGUGGACAAUUCCGAGUGCGAGCGCGAACCGUACGCGGAGCCGCAGCCGUACCGGGCCGGCCCGGAGCCGCCGGGCAUGCCGUCGCUGCCCGACUUCGUGCAGGACCACAUACUGGUGGAGCAGGCCUACCUCAACUCUAACGGGCCGAUAUCAGUGGAUCUGGACAAUCUGCCGGAUUUUACUACUCGGCCCCCGCCCGCGCCCGCCGCCCCCGCCCCCGCCCCCGCCGCGCCGCUCGACCUGCCGCCCGGCGCCGAGGGCGCGCCCGCCCCCGACGUGGCGCUGAGCCUCGACCUCACCGAGUCCGUGAACCCCGCCGACCGACGGAACGUGUCUCCUCGAGGCACGUUUCCCCUGGACCUGCCGCCCAACGCUGGAGCAGAGUCCAUGCGGCUGCCGGACUUCCUGCCGGUGCACCCGGGCCGCACGUCCCCGGAGCCGGAGCCAGACUUGCAGCCCUUGCUGCAAGAGCUAGAAAGGACUAGAUCGGAGUUGAACCUGGAGCGGCGGCAGCGGCUGCGGCUGGAGGAGGAGCUGCGCACGCUGCAGCAGCAGCACGCGCAGGCGCAGGCGCAGGCGCUGCAGCAGCAGCGGCGCCGCGCCGCCGACGCGAGGGCCAUGGGAGACGACGCGUAUCGAGAAUCGCCAGAAUCAGAAUCAUCGGUCAAUCAGUUGAGGAUACAAAUCAGGAGGCUCAAGGAGGAGCUGGCGGCGGCGCAGGCCGAGGUGCGGGCGCUGCGCGGCGGACAAACUAGUGCCGCCGCCGAUCUGCGCUCCGCCGCCGACGUGGCCGAGGCCUCGCUCCGUGAUCUGCUGGCCGGCCUCGAGCAGCUGCGGAGCCUCAGCCGCGCGCUGGAGCCCGCGUGACGCCGCUAGUGACGCCGCUAGUGACGCCGC
Molecule: messenger RNA, 1164 nt
Organism: Leguminivora glycinivorella
Lineage: Eukaryota; Metazoa; Arthropoda; Insecta; Lepidoptera; Tortricidae
Product: ensconsin-like
Exons: 8
Coding region: 1-1134 (377 amino acids)
Source: RefSeq, a predicted model, not a curated record